AUGUCGAAGAUGCUUAAAGCGAUGGACCCGCUAGCGGGGUUGGAGGAGAGCGAGAGCGAGGAGGACGAAGAGGAUGAUGAGGAAGCGGCGGAUGAGGAGGAGGAGGAGGAUGAUGAGAAGGAGGAGAAGGCGGAGAAGGCGGAGGAGGAGGAAGGAGAGGAGAAGAAGGCUACGAGCGGAGACGGGGAGGCAACGGGACAGCGCAAGGGCGGAGGUAGGAUCGCGUGGUGGCAAGUGGCGGUGGCGUGA
Messenger RNA from Closterium sp. Yama58-4, 249 nucleotides. NCBI's taxonomy places the organism in Eukaryota, Viridiplantae, Streptophyta, Zygnematophyceae, Desmidiales, Closteriaceae. The record is from the annotation of a GenBank genome assembly.